UUCAGGCAGAUGGUGGGAGAGGCAGGCUGAGGAGCAUGAACUGGAGAUUCUACUUCAGCUACCUAAGGCUUACCCACUGGAAGCCUUGGCCUUGGCCCAGAAAAUCAAUGUUUAAACUUGCUCCCUUGAGGUCAUCUGAUGAAGGCAAUUUAAAGGCUCUUCCCCCAGGCAGCAGAUUUUCACUGUACUGCAUUUUACUUGUAUAAUUCCUCCUUUGUCCAACCUUCAUUUUUCAAAGAUAUUUUACUUUCUGUACUUCACCGAGAUAUUUCAAGAAAAGAGUUUUGUAAACCAAAAACUAUCCCAGAAAUGUGAGGGACAAUUACAAACCAUUGCUGGGUCUAACAACUAGAAACCAUUAAGGAAUUCCCUUUUAUUCUGGAUGCUUGUCCAAAGUUCCUGACUGUUUAAUUCUGGAUUAAAUUCUAGUAUCUCUCUAAAAAUGAGAAUAAAAGGGUGUAUAAUAUGAAUCAGGUACGGGACAGACAUUUAUUUCCUAUACACAAAAGAAAUGCUAACUACAAAACCCAAGGGUACAAUGGUAAAACAACUUAAAAUAUAAUUCAGUAACUUUUAACUAUUGUUAUACUUUUCCAAGAUGUUAACACUUAAACCUCAUCAGGACUGAAAGCAGUCUCUGGAACUGCUGAAUAGGUAUUAUUCUAUUUCACUGUUGUUAAUCACUGGUCUUAUUAGAGAUCUUUCAGCAAAUUCGACUCAUCUAACUGGUGGGGAUGGGGUGAAUAGGUAGCUAGGUGGGUCAUAGGGAAAGGCAAUUUAUCUUUUCCAAUUAUAUAUAAAAAUAAUUUUCAGCAUUCAUUUUUAUAAGAUUUUGAAUUCCAUUUUUUUCCCCCUUCCUUCCUUCCUUUCUUCCUCCCCAAGACAACAAUCUAACAGACUAUACAUGUACAAUCAUAUUAAACUUUUCCCACGUUAGUCAGGUUAUGAAAGAAACAGAAUAAAAGAGAGAAACCAUGAGAAAGAAAAAAAGGUGAAAAGAGUAUACUUCAAUCUACAUUCAGACUCUUUUCUCUAGAUAUGGACAUCAUUUUCCAUCAUGAAGUUAUCUUGGAUCAUUGCAUUGCUGAGAAGAUCUAAGUUGGUGAUCUCACCAUAUUGCUGUUAUUGGCUCUGUUCGCCUGGUUCUGUUCAUUUCACUCAGAAUUGGUUCAUAUAAAACUUUCCUAAAUAUAAUAAUAAUAAAAUAAUGAAUAAAAUAAAUAAAAAUAAUAAAACAAAAUAAAUUAAAAAAAUAAAAAACAAAACUAGGGGCAGCUAGGUGGUGCAGUGGAUAGAGCACCACCCCUGAAGUCAGGAGGACCUGAGUCCUUAGACACUUAACACUUUCUAGCUGUGUGACCCUGCCUCAAAAAAAAUCCCCACAAAACAAAAAAUGCUCCACAAAACAAACAAAAAAACCCAACUUUCCAGGUUUUUCUAAAAUUUGCGUGCUCCUCAUUUCUUAUAGGGUAAUAGUAUUCCAUCACAUUUUUAUACCACAACUUGUUCAACUUGCCCAAUGGAUAGGCAUUCACUCAAUUUUCAAUUCUUUGCUACCAUAAAAAGAGCUGCUAUAAACAUUUUUCUACAUGUGGGUCCUUUUCCCUUUUUUUUAUGAUCUCUUUGUGAAGCAGACCUAAUAAUGACAUUGCUGAAUCAUAGGGUACAGUUUUCUAGCCCUUUGUGCAUACGUCUAAUGUCUGGGUCAGUUCACAACUUCAUUUAACGAUGCAUUAGUGUUCCAUUUUUCCCACAUCUUCUACAAUAUUUAUCAAUUCCCUUCACUGUCUGAUUAGUUCAUAUAAUAGAGAUGAGGGGAUACUUUGGAGUUGUUUUAAUUUGCAUUUCUUUAAUCAAUUGUGAUUUAGAGCAAUUUUUGGUAUUAUAGAUAGCUUUAAUUUCUUCCUCUGUAAACAGCCUUUCAUAUUCUUGUAUUCUAAUAAAUUUGACUCAGUUUUCUAUAUAGUUUAGAAAUGAGGCCUUUAUUAGAAAUACUGGCCAAAAAAUUGUUUUCUAGCUUUUUGCUUUCUUUUUUUGUAUGUGUGUGGCAAAGACAUUUUUAUUUUUAUUUAUUUUUAUCUUUUAAAAUUUUAAUAGAUUUUAUUUUCCUAAAUAACAUGUAUUGAUAGUUUUCAACAUUCAAUUUUGUAAAACUUUGUGUUCCAAAUUUUUCUUGAUCUCUCCCUUACCUCUCUCCUCCCCAAGACAGCAAACAAUCUGAUAUAGGUUAAAUAUAUUCUGUUUACUUUCUAAUUUUGGUUACAUUGGUUUGGGUUGUGCAAAAUCUUUUAAAUUUUAUGUAAUCACAGACCUAGCUCCAAUGAUCUUGUGAUGAAGAGAGCCAUCUACACCCAGUGAGAGGACUGUGGGAACUGAGUGUGAUUUACAACAUAGCAUUUUCACUCUUUUUAUUGGUUUGCUUGCAUUUUAUUUUGUUUCUCUUUUUUUUUCUUGUUUGAUUUGAUUUUUCUUGUGAGACAAGAUAAUUGUAUAAAUACGUAUGCACACAUUGGAUUUAACAUAUAUUUCUACCAUAUUUAACAUAUAUAACUGCUCGCCAUCUAGGGGAGUGGAUAGGGGAAGGGGAGGAAAUUGGAACACCAGGUUUUACAAGGGCUAAUAUUGAAGAAUUGUCCAUCCAUAUGUUUGGAAAAAUAAGAAGCUUUAAUAAAGGGAAAAAUAAAAAAUGAAUGACAAAAAAUUAAUAUAAUUAUCCAUUUUGUAUUUCACAAUGUUCUCUAUCUCUUUUGUAUUUCAUAAUGUUUGGUCAUAAAUUCUUCCCUUUUCUGUAUAUUUGACAGGUAAGACAUUUCUUAUUCUUUUAAUUUGCUUAUGGCGUCACCUUUUAUGUCUAAAUUAUGUUAUCUUAGUAUGGGGUCUAAAAUAUUGGUCUAUGUCUAUUUUCUGCCAUAUUAUUUUCCAGUUUUCCCUGCAACUUUUGCCAAAUAGUGAAUUCUUAUCCUGGAAACUGAAGUCUUUGGGUUUAUCAAAAAGUAGAUUACUAUAAUCACUUAUUAUUAGUGCCUUAUAUAUCUAACCUAUUCUACUCUCCUAAUAUCUACCUAAUCUACUACCUCUCUAUUAGCCAGAACCAAGCAAGCCACUCCCUUUUAAAAGGCUCACUGAAUAAUUGACUCUUCCUGUUGAAUGGAUAAUGGAUUGCUUCAUCCUCCAAGAACUCAAAUGCUGAGCUAAUUCAUGGGAUUGGCUGCAAGUAGAAACGGAAUCCCUGCUUCCCCUGGUUAUAUGAGUUAUUAUUAUUGUUUUUUUAAUCAUCAAUAUUAUUAUUGUACAUGAGCAGAAAACAGCUCAUGAGGAAUCAAGGUUUAGUUCCCACUCUUAACUCACGGUAUGAUCUUAAAAAUGUCAAUUCCCCUCUUGACCUCAGUUUCUAUAAUAUAAUAAUAAAAACACUCUUUUAUAGUGCUUUAUGAUUUUUAAAAGGAACAGAUAGAUGCUGCAGUGGAUAGAAUACCAGCAUUGGAGUCAGACUCAGACACUUAACACUUCCCAGCUGUGAGAUCUUGGGCAAUACCCUUAACCCUAAUUGCCUCACUUAAAAAAAAAAAAAAAGCCUUUAUAAAGUAUUUGACCCACAAUCACACUGUGGUAGGUAUUAUUAGUCUCAUUUCAAAGAUGAGAGAAUUGGGGUUGCAGAGUGACCAAUUUAUUUCUGAUCACAUAGCUAAAUAGGUAGUAUGUGAACUCAGCUGAUCUGCCCCUAGAGCACCAGCCUCAAUGGAACCCUUAGGUUUUAUGUGUCCAGAUCUUCUCCACCUUGGGCUCUGUCCCUUUAUGGUUGUGCUAAUAGUUUUAGCUUUAAUGCUUCUUUAAUGCUUAUUCUGAAAUAAUUCUUUAAGGAAAAACCACUGACUUCUGCUUUCCUUUCUGUCUGUUUUAGAUGUAACCCUGAUCAGAAAGAGAAUGGGGACUGAAUUUGAAUCCUACUGUGUGACAUCGGACAAAUCAGGUAAUCUCCCUGGGCCUUUGUCAUCUAUAAAAUGAAGUCUCUUUCAGUUCUACAACUGUGCUCCUGUGUCUCUAGUGCUAAUAUAUAUUUAUUUAUAAUAGACACUUUGAGCCCACUUUUAAAUACUGAGAUUUCUGUUCCAUCCCUAUAUACCAGACCUUCUUUUCUUUCUUUUUUUUUUUUUUAUUUAAUUUUAUUUAAUAAUAACUUUGUAUUGACAGAAUCCAUGCCAGGAUAAUUUUUACACAUCAUUAUCCCUUGCAAUCACUUAUGUUUCAUUUUUUCCCCUCCCUCCCUCCCCCCCCCCAAGAUGGCAAGCAGUCCUAUAUAUGUUAAAUAUGUUGCAGCAUAUCCUAGAUACAAUACAUAUUUGCAGAACCGAACAGUUCUCCCGCUGCACAGGGAGAAUUGGAUUCAGAAGGUAAAAAUAACUCGGGAAGAAAAUCAAAAAUCAAAUAGUUCACAUUCAUUUCUCAGUAUUCCUUCUUUGGGUGUAGCUGUUUCUGUCCAUCAUUUAUCCAAUGAAACUCAGUUAAGUCUCUUUGUCAGAGAAAUCCACUUCCAUCAGAAUACAUCCUCAUACAAUAUCGUUGUCGAAGUGUAUAAUGAUCUCCUGGUUCUGCUCAUCUCACUUAGCAUCAGUCCAUGUAAACCAGACCUUCUUUUCAAAGAGUUAUAGAAUCCCUGAGCUGGAAGGGAUCUCACAAGUCACUUAGUCUUUUUAUGUUUUACACCAUCUACAUAUUCCUCACCCAAGAUCCUCCAUCCCUUAGCUUUGAACAUUUUGCCACCUACUGUUCUUCAAAGUUCUAGCUCUUCAUUUCUGCCUUCUUGAUUCCUUGACAUCAAGUUCUAACUAAAACCCUAUCUUCUCAAUCUUUCUUAUCCAAGUGCCUUCUUUCAAUUAAUUAUCUCCUACUUUUCCUGUGUAUGGUUUGUUUAUACAUAUUUAUUUACUUGUUGUCUUUUUCAUUUGAUUGGCAAGCUCCCUGAGGUCUUAGUGUUUGGCAUGUAAUAAGAGUUUAACAAAUGCUUAUUGAUGGAUUGAUCUAGUUUAACACGUAGCUAAAGCCUGGAUAUUCUCCUAUCCUCAUCUCCAUCCCCCACCACAUUCCCGACAGGUUUUGUGCUUGACAGCUUUAAGUGACGGGAAACUCAUCACCUAGUUCUUUCCCUCUGAGAUUAUCUCCCAUUUAUACUUCAUAGAUUUUUAAUGUAUCAAUUUAGUUGUUUGCAUGUUACCUACUCUGUUAGAAUGUGAGGUCCAUGACAGUAGGAACUGUUUUUGCCUUUCUUUGUGUCUCCAAACCUUAGCAUUGUGCCCGGCAUAUAGUAGCCACUUAAAUCUUUGUUGUUUUCUCUAGGGAAUCCCAUCUAAAUUCUGCAUAUUUCUGGUUCUUCUUUAUUAUUGUGUUGAAAUUUCCCUCCAAAGUAACAAAAUCUUCCCAUCUUCUAUUUUUCCUCCCCAGGGUUAAUCUGAACAAGUCCAAUUACCCAUAGGUAGUAGAAAUUCUUUUCUGGGGGUCAAUAUCUCCUUUCAAAUGCUCAUGUUUAAAGUAAUGUAGACUGAAGACCAGGGUGGGGCAGGCCAUGAACAUGAUGGGACUGUGCAUGUUGAAAUCUGCUCCUCUGCCUGGAGAGAAGGCGGGCCAAAUGUGAUCCAGAGAAGAUAACCCAGAAGUCCCUGCUGUGGAUGUGCGGCCAGCGGCUGCCGGAGCAAUGCGAACCAACCAACUCGUGAAAUAUAUUUUGUUUAUUUCUUGUUACCUCUUCUGGGUAGCCAGUGGUCUAAUGAUAGCCAUGGGUUUGUAUGCAAAGCUCUCCAAAGAAUCAGGUGCUGUGGAUUCCCUGCUGGCAGAGCCUUCUCUCAUUGUCAUCAUUGUGGGGAUCCUCACAUUCAUUGUCACCUUUGUGGGGUGUACUGGUGCCCUUAGGGAUAUACCCUUGCUGCUGAAAAUAUUUGCUGUCAUCUUGCUGUUGAUCUUCAUGCUCCAGGUCGUGGCUGUGGGAGUAGCCUUUCUCUUCUCUGGCCAGGUGAUGGAUAAGGCUGCAUUUCUCAUGGGAAAAGCCAUAGCCAGCUACCGGGAUGACCUGGAUUUGCAAAAUCUCAUUGACUACAUACAGAAGAAGUUUGAGUGCUGUGGAGUGCGUUCCUACAAAGACUGGUCCCAGAAUGAAUAUUUUGACUGUAGCAUCUCCAAUCCAAGCUUGGAACGUUGUGCUGUCCCUUUCUCCUGCUGCAUCCCUGAGGAGGAACAGAAUUUUCUUAAUACCAUGUGUGGCUAUGGGACCCAGAAUCUGAAAGCCUGGAAGGCAGAAAGUUUGAUCUACACAGAGGGUUGUUUGGAGAAGAUAGUCACUUGGGGACGGAGUAACCUAUAUCUGAUCGCUGGAUUGGCUCUGGGCCUUUUGGCAAUGGAGGUUAUUGUCUUCUCUUUGGCUGUGACGCUAAUUUACCAGAUCAGCUUUAUAAUUCAGAAGAGAACCAACACAAAGAGAAUUCUAAGAGAAUUGGACCAGAAAGAGGAGAAUUCUGGGUUUUCUUCAGCCCUACCUAGGGAGGAAUGUAGAUAAAGAACAUGAGAGGCAGUGGAUCAAAGACAAACUCUUUAGCUCAAGUCAGCCCAAAGGGAAAGCUGAGAAGCCACAUUGAGCUAGAAUCCUUACCUGUGAAUGAAUCCAUGACAUCUGGAAUGCAGCAGAUGCUUCUUCCAGCCAGUCCUCAUGCAUCUUGAGGAGAAAAAAUUAAGAGUUAGAAAAUCUGAGUGUGAAUCUUGGAUUUGCCAUUAACUUACCAAUUAUAUCCCCUCAGUUUUUCUUUUUAAAAAUUCAAUUUUAUUUCAUUUUUCCAUCCCCCAUUCUUUCCCCUACCUUUCAGCUUCCCACUUGGAGAAGUCAAGGAAAACAAAAUUAUUACAAAUAUGCAGAGCCAUGCAAAACAAUUUUCUGUGUUAUGUGCCUCAGUUUGUGUUGGAUUGGGGUGUCUGUAAGAUCUUUUUUUAGCUCUAAAAAUCAACAUUCUGUUUUUGUAGAUCCCCUUCAGCUUUCACAUUUUAUACUUUAUGAUCUACAGACUUGUGUGCUAACAUUCUGUGUUUUAUGUUUAGGGCCCUCCCAUUUCUGACUUCCCUCCUGGCACUGGCAUUGUAGUAUUAAAUUUUUUUUUUUGGUUUUGAGCCUGUGUUUUUCUUUACUCAUACAGAAUGGUACCUCCCCCUUCAACUUAAAGCCUUAGAGAAAGAGUUACUUGAUUUUUUUUUUAAAUUAAUAAUUUAAUAAUUUUGCCUGGGAUCCCCCACAAUCAGUAUUCGUCAGGGGUGAUCUUCAUGACUCCAAGGCUGAUUCUCUAUCGGCUGUGUUGUAAUGCUUCUCAUGACUGUAUUCCAAUGAAAAGAAGUGCUUUUCCUGUGAGAUUUCUAAUGUUUCUGCUGUAAUCCAGAAGAUCAGGCUGGUCACAUUCGGAAUAGUAAACAUAGAGAUGACUUAUCACUGAGGGUCCAGUUCCAGGAGGCAAGAGAAGGCCACAAAAAUGCAACUCUACAGGUCUAGAUGUUUCUGUAUCUGUUUAAAGAUUUAGAAGAUUUGAACAAAAUCAGACAUGCGAAAUAAUGCAAAUUCUGCAAUAAACACGAAUGUUGUGGGAUUUUUUGUUUGUUUGUUUUUUUAAGGGAAUCUAAAAUACCGGAGAGAGAGAAGAUUGGGAGUUUGAGAAGGAAGUUAAACCUGAAUACCAAGAGUCAAGCAGUUCCUGAAUAAAUUGUUCCAGGUUUAGUGUGAUGUACAUAUUUUUGAGCUAAUAAACAAUGACUCAAGCAUUCAUUAUAUUCCAUGGGCAGGAACUUGAUGGUAGGUAUAAUCUUCAAUGGCCCCACAGAUUGGUUUGUUUUUUCAAGCUUUCAAAUUUCAUUUCUCUUAAAGUUAUUAUCAGUCAGUCAGCAAGUCAGUCAAGAAACUAUGGGAGCAGAACCAUCCAACAUCCAGAGUCAGAAUGGGUAGUCAUGUAAUCAAGAAACCUCAAUUCCAAUCCUGCCUCAGAUAUUAACUGUGUAACUCCCAGUCAUUAAAUCUCUGUGCCCAAAUGCCACCUUCUAUGUGAAGUGACUGCUGCACUCCCAUCCCAAACCACUUUGUAGUGAUUCUGUAUCUGUCAUUUAUGUGUUUAUGUAAUGGGGGAUUGGCCAAGGAAAAUUGAGAGCUGGGACCAUAUUUCCUGGUGUAUCUGAUUCUGGGUAUACAUGUUGGAGGAUUCUUCUCUCUCGAUUUGAGAGCCUGUGUAGAUAGAUAUUCUGUGACUACUUCUACUCUACUGUGUGACUUUUUAAUUGGCCUUUGAGUUGGAACUGGAACUAUACACAAAUGAUUCCCAUAUGGGCAACUCAAUCUUUUCCCCUGUUGCCUGUGUUCCAGUGAGGAGGACAAACUGUUGGGGACUUCUGGGUCAAGGAGGGACCCGGGUUGUUUCUCAUCUGAACCACUUCCAAUCUGAACAAUGCAUGGCUGUUCCAUUGCUUCUGUUUUUUUUAAAAAUCUUAUUUAUUUAUUUUUUGUGAACAAGUUUUUAUUUUCUCUCUCUCCCUCUUCACUUCUCAAUUUAAAAGGAAAAAAAAGCAAAAUUUUUGUAUCAAAUCAAGCAAAACAAAUUCACACAUUGUCCAUGUCUAAAAAUGUAUGUCUCCUCAGUGAGGAGAUGGGUAGCAUAAUUCAUCAUCAAUUCAAGAGAAUCAUGGUUGAUCAUUGCCUUGGUCAGAAUUUGUAAAUCUUUAAUAAAAGCUUUUUG
This is a messenger RNA of Antechinus flavipes (yellow-footed antechinus), 8747 nucleotides long. Its product is annotated as tetraspanin-33-like. The transcript is spliced from 8 exons. The coding region runs from base 5690 to 6544 and encodes 284 amino acids. NCBI's taxonomy places the organism in Eukaryota, Metazoa, Chordata, Mammalia, Dasyuromorphia, Dasyuridae. Gene Ontology annotation, cellular component: membrane. The record is from RefSeq and is a predicted model, not a curated record.